GAGCGGCUGCGUCUGUCUUCGCUGUACUUUUGUUACCCUCCGUUUGGUCCAGUUUCUACUUAAGGAUACAACAACUGGCAUUUUGUCUUUUAUUUUUCUACGGUGAAACCCGGGUCGUUUCAAAAUUUACCUCCUGGUCCAGUACUCCAUUGGUAGCAGGCACCGGGAUUUCUCACCGUGCACAAACCCUUUUGCCUAGCCACGAUAGAACUACCGUUGAUUGUAGUUAGGACACUGUGUACAACUGUCUGAAGUAAGUGGUCAGGUUCCAGAAGUCCUGCUGCCCUCCGUGCGUGUGUGAAACGUGUUUCAAACGAUAUGAGUGCCACAACAGGUAAUGUGAGGCAGCGCGCCAAUAGUAUCCGCAAAAAGGAUCCCGCAGAAGUUCCACCCCUUUAUCAGAGAAUCCUUACAGCCAAUUCAGACUGGCCGGAUAAGGAAGAAUUUUUAGACGUUAUCUUCUGGCUUCGGCAGUUGUUCGCUGUCAUAAUAGGUAUCAUCUGGGGCGUUCUUCCACUCAAGGGAAUUAUCGGGAUUGUCCUCUUCUGCAUGGUGAACACAGCGCUUGUAUACAUCUACGCAUCGUACUUUCAGCAAGUGGAUGAAGAAGACUUCGGCGAUUCGUGGGAGUUCGCUAAGGAAGGAUUUAUGACUACGUUUGCUGGAUUUCUCGUUUCAUGGAUUAUAGUCUACACCGGUCUUCAUGCAGAUGACCCAAGUUUAGCAUAAUAUUCUAUAUAGUCAUUACUCUGUCAAAUAGAUAUAAAAAAUCGUACUUUCUUAUUCUGAUAUUUGGUGUAUAUGUCGUCACUGAGAACAAUAAUAUUAUUGUUUAACAACGAUAAAAUAUUACAUUUUUUCCUUGCCGAAUUUUUACGUCAUUGCUAUUUGCAUCCAGCUGAAAAUGACUAACUUAGUAAACUGCAAAAAGUAGGUAUCUUUCUUGUAGUUCGAUAAUUUUAAACGUCGAAAAGGUUUAUAAGAACGAAUGAGGUUUAAGCAUGUGUUUUUUUUUUCGUGGUACAAUCUUAUUUGUCAUAUUUUGCGAGAAUGCGUGGAAGAUCUCUGACAAAGCGCGUAUACUUAUAAGUAGCUGCUGCACGAGUUCAAUUCAAAAAGGCCAGGGGAUUGGAUAUUGACGACGACGACGACGACUAUCACCAGUCUUGCCCAUAAGAUUUACCCAUAUUUUCUACGUUAGUACUUGCUCAGACCACAUUUCACACCUUCAACAAUAUUCAAUGGGAUGUAAUGUGAGCAACUGUCCUGGAACGACCUUGUGAAGAGAAUAUCUGCAUCGAAUACAUGGAUAAAGCAAAUAUUAGAACGUCUGUGACGCCGCGAAAAAUUCUAGCAAAGAAAGAAAAUUUUUUUCUAGGAAAAUUUUUACACAAAUAUGGACAAGAGUAUUAAUGGAAUCAUAACAGUGGAUCUAUAUAACACCAUGAAUAUUUCCAGUAAGUUGCAAUGAACUAGUGGGAAGGUAAAGUUCUUCAUAAUAAGGGCUAAUAAAAUAAAUAUAGGAUAGGGGGUGUACUGUGAAGAGAAAAGUGACGUACAACGAAUGGAACGACAACUGAUGGGUUAAAGUUGGCAGGUGGGCCAAACAGCAAAAUAGAGGGGUGUUAAAACUCUGCCGACGUUGUGUCGAGGCAAAUGUAAUAUAAGCGACCCAAAAUAUCGUAAUAGAACUAUAUUAAAGUGCUGCAUGUCAUUAUAAUAUAAUGUAAUAAACGUAUUGGGGUUUUUAAAGAUUUC
Messenger RNA from Varroa destructor (honeybee mite), 1758 nucleotides. RefSeq names its product GEL complex subunit OPTI. NCBI's taxonomy places the organism in Eukaryota, Metazoa, Arthropoda, Arachnida, Mesostigmata, Varroidae. The record is from RefSeq and is a predicted model, not a curated record. Gene Ontology annotation, biological process: mitochondrial respirasome assembly.